Molecule: messenger RNA, 2223 nt
Organism: Leptomonas pyrrhocoris
Lineage: Eukaryota; Euglenozoa; Kinetoplastea; Trypanosomatida; Trypanosomatidae
Exons: 1
Coding region: 301-2223 (640 amino acids)
Cellular component (GO): perinuclear region of cytoplasm
Molecular function (GO): transmembrane transporter binding; Hsp70 protein binding
Source: RefSeq, a predicted model, not a curated record
GUGCGACGUUUUUCUUGUAUUUGCUGUUUUCGUUUUCUUUCGUUUUUCGAACAGCCUCAAGUGCCGCAUUGUACCACUACCUCUUUGUUCUCCUUUUUCUUUUUUCAACGUAAACCUCUCUUCUGGAUUCCCGCUUUGGCGCACUACCGUUGCUGUGAAAACACAAGGAGCUAGUGCUUCGCGCGUUUAUUAUUAUUAUUGUUGUUGCAUGCAUUCCUUUCCCCUCGCCUUUCCAGGCCGCAUAGAUUGUCACGUAGAGCAAAAAUAACCCCAAAAGGAAAAAAAAACUGGUAGGGUAUCAUGUCUGCGCUUUGGUCUCGUUUUACGAGCAAGCUGAAAGACUCCGGCUACACCCUCAACGACCUCGUCUACUGCAAUGAGGACCUUUUUCUCACCAUCGCCGAGGACAUGACGGAGUUCACGCCGCUGCAGAUCGCCUCGCUCGCCAAGGAGUGGCAGCGGUGGAUGCAGAGCACGUCCCCUGCGCAGCAGCAGAAUUCAACGCUCAGCACCUCGCUUCCUCCUGCGGUGUCGCGUAACCGUGCUGCUGGUGAUACGGCAACGAGUCGUUUGCCAAGUCGCGGCAGCCCCCCACGGGACGAAGCGUCGUCAGCGUCAGCGUCGCGGCUAUCGCCCAGUAAGUCGUCGCUGAGCGCUGCGCUGCGUGAGAACGCUUUUAGCCCGCCGCAUCGAUCACCCACGAAGAUUAAAGGCGAGGUCGACUACUUGCUGACGAAGCUGGCGGCGCAGACCGGCGAGGAGUACCAGGUGUCGCCAACGGAGGGACUGGUGGCGGUGGAGGCGUCGCCGGAGGCGUGGAGUCCGUUCAUGGACCGCCUCGCACGGAUGCACCCCACGCGGCCUCCCGUAAAUGCAGGCGGACAGCAGGAGUCGGCCACGCAGGAGCUGCAACUACUGUGGAAGCUGUGCAGUCCAGCGACGCUGAGCAAGAUGGAGAAGGCCUGCGUUUCCGGCGCGCCUUUCGGCUUGUCGAACCACGACGACACGGAUGGGCUGUGCUCGAGUGCGGUGGUGUUUUACCACCGGGAGGCCACCCGCCUUUCCGCCUCCGCGCACGAGCUCGGCGACCUCUUCCGCGCGGGAUGGGCACUUGUCGCCUUCGACGUCGCGGUGGGCAAAGCGCGGACGGUGACGAAGGACGAAGCACAAGACCUCAACGCCAACCUCUACCGCUUUUCGAUGGAGCAGUGCCUCGAGAUGCUAGAGGAUGCCGGCUUUGAUUCGUUCCACAUUCCCUCGAGGAACGCAGUGGCGGUGUGCCACAUGCACCAAGCGAUGCCCCGCUUUGUGGUUUAUGUCACCCCGAUAGAACCGGUCGUUGUAUCGCGUCGCCUGGGCGACAAGACGGCGGAUGCCAACGGUGCGAAAGGUGGUGGCGCAGCGUCUGUGUCGCCUGCUGCCGUCCCCACGAGGGCGCCACCGGUCCCUGCGGCUGCCGCGCCUGAUCCUUCCGCCGGAGGCGCACCGCCCGCAACGUCACUGGUGCGGCGCGUCGGCGAGGACCUGCACUGCACCGUGCACCCGACCAAAACGGUGGAGUUCUGGUCCUUCACCGAGAAGCGACUGCUGUGUAGCCACUGUCUCUACUACGACGGCUACUCGCAGGAGAACUGCAUCCCGAUCGAGCAGGCCGCGCGCGAGGAGGUGCCGCGGCUGGAGCGCUGGGUGCAGAACGCGACCACCUUCACCCAGGAGAUGAAGGGCGUCUUCGACCUGCUGGAGGCGGCCCAGACGGACGUGUCACAGUCGCAGGAGCGGGUGCGCAGCGACAUCGCGCAAAGCUUCACCCGGCUGCGGUCCCGCCUGGACGCAUUGGAAACGAAUCUGCAGCAGCAAGGCCAGCAGCGCGCGCAGCAGAGUCACGCGACGCUGCAGGACACACUUUCCCGCAUCACGGCGUUGCUGCAGUUUGUGCAGGACGUGGUGCGAGAGGCCGACUACCCGAUUGCCGCGUACCACAGCGGCUCCGUGGACGUGACCACGUGCAUCUCCGUUCUGCGAGGCACGCAGCGUGCGUUUGGGGCGUGGGAGGCGGUGUUGAUCCCGUCCUACGAGAAUGUCAGCGUUGUCGACGGCGGGGCGGUGCUGCAGCCGGUGGAAGAGGCGCUGAAGGCGGUGCAAGCCGUGAUGACCGAGCCGGGAAAGAUUCAGCUGCCUGAGGCAAUCGACGUGAACUACCUCAAGGUGGAUUGCGAUGUAUGA